Messenger RNA from Chondrus crispus (carragheen), 1394 nucleotides. RefSeq lists its product as hypothetical. Lineage: Eukaryota; Rhodophyta; Florideophyceae; Gigartinales; Gigartinaceae. The record is from RefSeq and is a predicted model, not a curated record. Gene Ontology annotation, cellular component: nucleus. The transcript is spliced from 2 exons. Bases 1 to 1119 code for a protein of 372 amino acids.
AUGAAGCGAGUGAGGACUGUGGAGCCAUCAUAUCCGAAGGUAUGGAACUACGCACCGAGCAUGCCAUUCGAGCGCCAACACAGACAAGACGAACACUGGAGCAGGACGAUGGACAAAGGCGGAUACGUCCCUCGUGAACCGGCCUUCGACGGCUUAAUCGACAAUACGAUCGCAUGCUUUCAAGCAAACGCAGAUCUAUCACCAAUGCGUCGGCCAUGUAAGUACGAGCCGGUCCUUAGCCCCAUUCACAUUUCAAAAGACAUGGAGUCGCUUCAAUAUGCCGGCGUAGACAACAUUCCCCGCCACGAUUCUUGUGGGACUCCGCUGUUGACUACAUCAUACAACACGUUUGAAGAUUUGUCGACAUCGGCUGUGUCACAGCAAUCGUCUCAGCAGUCGCCGGAGAGAGAAUCAUUCAACAAGGUUGGUGCGGAAAUCGACGAAAUUCUUUCACCCAUCUCUGACUGCACCAUGAAACCACACCUUUCGGCUGGGAGCGGGAUCCAGAACAUCGGUGGCCUGCUACCUGUUCCGACAUGUGCGGGGACGGAAAUUUGCACCCGACGAGAGGGUAUCCUACAUCCCUCUUUCGCUACCGGGAAAGGAAGGGCCAUGCAAGAAAUUUUACAGGCUAUGGCAACACCCUCGCCAACUGCGUCGCCGCAUCCAUCACCGAAUGCGUCGCCGAGUGUAUCUUCAAGCGGAAGGCGGUCGGCUUCAUCGUCCUCAACUCAGUGCCAUUUGUGUGGAAAGACGUAUACAGAAUCGAGCAAUUUGUCCAAGCAUAUUCGGACCGUGCACCUGAAGUUGCGUCCUUUCCGAUGCGAUAGAUGCACGUCGAGUUUCGCGGAGAAGAACAAGCUCCGCAAGCACAUUCAGUCGGUGCAUGAACACGCUCGCCCUUACAAAUGUGAAUUGUGUGAUGCGACGUUCUCACAAGCGAGCGACCGAAAGAGACAUCGGCUGGUAUUGCACGAAGGGAGAAGGCCGUUUGCUUGUGAAACGUGUGGUAAAGCGUUCGGGAGACGAAGUAGCCUAACACAACAUUAUCAUCGGGUACACAAGCGAGUGAAACCGCAGGUGGUGGGGCACUUGUCGGCCACUUCAAGAAGGACAUGAUUCGAGCUCUGAUGUGACAGAGUUGCCCUUGAUAGCAAAACUAGCAGGCUUUUGCUGUUCCUCCUGGUGAUGGAGCUGGAUUUUCUAGUCGUGGCUUUUGUGCGCAUGUGCAGUGCAUAUGAGUGAACGGAAGUUGUAGACUGCAUGUGUGUGUGCUCAUCAGCGAGGUGCGCUACUUCAAUAGUUUUCGAUAUUGACCCUGCCUAGUCGACUACAUAAAAAAACGAGACGGCGACGGAUCACUAAGUCCGUUGUAGCACUCCCUGUCGGGCAAA